Messenger RNA from Erinaceus europaeus (western European hedgehog), 1176 nucleotides. RefSeq names its product small integral membrane protein 17 (gene SMIM17). The transcript is spliced from 3 exons. Bases 70 to 426 code for a protein of 118 amino acids. The record is from RefSeq and is a predicted model, not a curated record. NCBI's taxonomy places the organism in Eukaryota, Metazoa, Chordata, Mammalia, Eulipotyphla, Erinaceidae.
CUCAGGUUCUGAGCUUGGUGCUGGGCAGGCAGGGGAGCCUCCCACCCCCCGCCGUGGACGCCCCCCGCCAUGACCAUGCAAAGCCUGCGGCCUGACCCCACGCUGGGGCUGCUGGAGCCCGAGAGGACCAACUCGCUGCUGCCCAGGGAGAUCCAGGCCUGGGACAAGCAGGCCACCUUCGCCGGGGACUGGGUGGCCAUGGAGGCUGGGGCUGCCGCCUGUGACAUUGAGGAGAGAGACCUGUCUUCUCAAGAGGCCGGGCUCCCCCUGGAGUGGAGCUCAGUGGAGGAGGACGAGGAGUCAGAGGACUCUCAGGGCUUUGUCGAAAGGUCAAAAGCUCCACAGCAGACGACCAUCGUGUUGGUCCUGUGCGUGCUUUUCCUGUUCCUGGUUCUCACGGGAAUGCCCAUGAUGCUGUCGGCGUAACCCCUCCCAGCAGCUGGCCUUUCACACAGACCCCCUGUGCGUCACAGGGGGAGGUGGCUGGAAAGCGGCUGAGAAUCAGGACAGGGUAUCACCUGGUGUCAGACACCUGUCAGACGCCCACGGAGCUGGUUAUCAUCCCAUACGUCACCUUUCGGCGUGAGGCUUUGCAGCACCACAUUUCACCAGACUGAGGACACCAGCGAUCGUAAAGACAUCCCUUAUUUUAUAUGUACCAAGAAAGCCAGUAGCUAGAAGAGAGAGCCUGACUUCUGAGAAGGUGGAAGAAAAGAAAUGAAAGUGCCAUAGGGGAUGGAAGACAGCUGGCCGAGUCCUUAGUUCCAGACCAUCCUUGUAGCCUUAGGAGUGUGGGGGCCCACGGGCAAGGACCCUGCUUCAAGCUCCCUUCCCCUACCUGCAGGGGAGAAGCUUCAGGAGUGGAGAAGCAGGGCUGCAGGUGUCUCUCUCUUUUUCUCCCUCUCCCCCACCCCUCUCAACUUUUCUCUGUCUCUAUUCAAUAAAUAAAUAAAGUUAAGAAAAAUAAUUAAAGGGGCUGGGCAGUGGUGCACCCAGUUAAGUGUACAUAGUACUAAGCACAAGGACUCUGGCUCCCCACCUGCAGAAGGAAGCUUCACAAGCAGCAAAGCAGGUCUGUAGGGUCUCUGUCUCUCUCCCUCUCCAUCUCCCCCUUCCUCUCCAUUUCUCUCUAUCCUGUCCAAUAAAAUGGGGAAAAAAUGGCCGCUGGGAGCAGUG